Molecule: messenger RNA, 735 nt
Organism: Saccostrea cuccullata (small rock oyster)
Lineage: Eukaryota; Metazoa; Mollusca; Bivalvia; Ostreida; Ostreidae
Exons: 5
Coding region: 1-735 (244 amino acids)
Biological process (GO): establishment of protein localization to organelle
Cellular component (GO): late endosome membrane; lysosomal membrane; plasma membrane
Source: RefSeq, a predicted model, not a curated record
AUGGCUACAGCAUAUACUUGCAAGGAAGACUUAGGACCCAUUCCACCCCCUGGAAAAGUUCCUAUUCACAUGUUUACAACCUCUGACAAAAACGUCUCUUGUAUUGGAUUUAAAGGUGGAAUUCAAUUCAAAAUUCCAUACAUGUCAGAAAAUGGUAAUGCAAUAGAAUCGAUAGCUCUACCAAAUAGAUACACUGUAUCUGGGGACUGCAACACAACUCUAAAUGGAUAUUACUCCCAGAAAAUAGUUAUUGGGUUUUACAAUUCCUGGAAGUUGACAAUAUACUUCUCCUCUGAUGUACAGCAAAAUGAAAUUUUAGCAAGAGAAAAUGUUACAAAGUACCACAUCUCACAGAUUGAACUGGAUUAUGAUUUUAAUAACAACCUGUUUACAAACGCUGUAGACAAAAUUGUCGGUACUAAGAACAAGGCUGUUGCUACUAACCUCAAUACACUUUCAACAGAUGAAGAUAAAAGCUAUAUGUGCAAAAAAAAUACUUCCUUCAACAUUCAAAAUGGUUUAUCGAUGAUUAUAAAGGAACUUCAGUUUCAGGCUUUCAAAAAUGAAAGUUCACCUGGUUUUAGCUCGGCUGUCAACUGUAAGGACAGUGGAGAUAAUUAUGUCCUGUUAAUUUCUACAGGAGCAGCAUUAGGAGGACUUUUACUUUUAGUUGUUGUGUUGGGCAUUGUCCAUGUACAUAAGAAACGUCAGAGUUAUCAACGAAUAACAUUUUAG